AUGGCAUCCAAGUUAGAAGAAGAGCUUUGCUGUCCGAUCUGCCUUGACAUCUUUAAAGAUCCGGUCAUCCUGUCGUGCUGCCACAGCUUCUGCAGAGUGUGUGCGGAGAACUGCUGGAAGGGGAAGAAGAACAAGGAGUGUCCAGUUUGUAAGAGCAGACAUCAAAAGGGAUCUUUACCUUCUAACUUUGCUUUAAAGGGUCUGUGUGAGAGAUUUCUACAGGAGAGAGCCCAGAGAGCUUCAGGGUCUCUCUGCAGUCUGCACUCUGAGGAACUCAAACUCUUCUGCUUGGACCAUGAUGAGCUGCUGUGUGUCGUCUGCAGAGAUUCCGAAAAACACCGCAACCACAGAUUCCAACCCAUCGAUGAAGCAGCUCAACAACACAAGAAGAAACUUCAGGAAACUGUCAAGUCCCUAAAGAAGAAGCUAAAGGUUUGUGAAAAAGUGAAACUGAAGUUUGAUCAAAUUUCUGGACAUAUUCAGGUCCAGGCCCAAAACACGGAGUGGCAGAUAAAGGAGCAGUUUAAGAAGCUCCACCGGUUUCUUGAAGAGGAAGAGAGAACCAGGCUGCGUGCACUGAGGGAGGAAGAGGAGCAGAAGAGUCAAAAGAUGAACAAGAAGAUGGAGGCUCUGAGCAGAGAGAUAGCAGCUCUUUCAAACACAAUCAGAGCCACAGAGGAUGAGCUGACAGCUGAAGGCAUCCCAUUCCUGAAAAACUACAAGCCUGCAUUGGAAAGAGCUCAGCAGUGCCCCCUGCCGGAAGACCCCCAGAUGCCUUCAGGAGCUCUGAUAGACCAGGCCAAACACCUGGGCAACCUGAGCUUCAACAUCUGGACCAAGAUGAAGGACAUGAUCUCCUACACUCCUGUCAUUCUGGACCCAAACACUAUGGGCUCAGAGCUCAUCCUGUCUGAUGAUCUGACCAGCGUGAGAAGAGGAAAGAAACAGCAGCUUCCUGAUAACCCAGAGAGGUUUGAUCAUUUCUGCUCCAUCCUGGGCUCUGAGGGCUUUAACUCAGGGACUCACAGCUGGGAGGUCGAGGUUGGAGACAGUACUAACUGGUCACUGGGCGUGUUAGCCGAGUCUGCUGAGAGGAAGAGUUUCAUACGGUCUGGAUUAUGGGCAGUAUGGUUCAGUGAUGAUACAUACAGAGCACUCUCCACACAUUCAAACACUGAUCUCUCAGUGAAGAAGCAGCCAAAGAGGAUCAAAGUGACUCUGGACUAUAAUGGAGGAACACUAUCGUUCUCUGAUCCUGAUACUAACACACAUUUACACACUUUCACUCAUACUUUCACUGAGAGGAUAUUUCCGUACAUUUACUCUUUUUAUAGAGCGAAGAUUUUACCAGAGGAUGAUGAUGAUGGAGAUGAUGAUGCUGCUGGAGAUAAAGACAAUGAUGCUGAUGAUGAUGGAGAUAAAGACAAUGACGAUGAUGCUGAUGAUGAUGGAGAUGAUGAUGCUGCUGAUGAUGGAAAUAAAGACAAUGACGCUGAUGAUUAUCAUGGAGAUAAAGACAAUGGUGAUGAUAAUGAUGAUGAUGAUGAUUAUGAUGGAGAUGAUGAUGCUGCUGGAGAUAAAGACAAUGAUGCUGAUGAAAAUCAUGGAGAUAAAGACAAUAGUGAUGAUAAUGAUGAUGAUGAUUAUGAUGGAUGCUGA
This is a messenger RNA of Cheilinus undulatus (humphead wrasse), 1659 nucleotides long. RefSeq names its product E3 ubiquitin-protein ligase TRIM39-like. The record is from RefSeq and is a predicted model, not a curated record. Lineage: Eukaryota; Metazoa; Chordata; Actinopteri; Labriformes; Labridae. Gene Ontology annotation, molecular function: zinc ion binding; protein binding. The coding region runs from base 1 to 1659 and encodes 552 amino acids. The transcript has 2 exons.